Molecule: messenger RNA, 2935 nt
Organism: Myxocyprinus asiaticus (Chinese sucker)
Lineage: Eukaryota; Metazoa; Chordata; Actinopteri; Cypriniformes; Catostomidae
Gene: hhla2b.2
Product: HERV-H LTR-associating 2b, tandem duplicate 2
Exons: 6
Coding region: 309-1325 (338 amino acids)
Biological process (GO): positive regulation of T cell proliferation; cellular response to lipopolysaccharide; cell surface receptor signaling pathway
Cellular component (GO): external side of plasma membrane
Source: RefSeq, a predicted model, not a curated record
AUUAUAUCAAAUACGACAAUAGACAAAUAGGUCAAACAUAACCAUCAUUGUUUAAAAAAUGCAGAAUUCUUAUAGAAAAUUUAUCUCAAGAAUUUAAGCAGAUUUUCUGAGAGAUGACACCCUAUACUAUAACUAAUUGUGGGAGGUUCCUAUGAACAACAGGAAUGAACUUGCGAAGCAAAUUCAGUUUGUUCACAAUGGCAGAGGCUUUUACUAUGAUGAGAAUUAAAGAAAAAAGAAAAUAGAACGUACUUGACAGACAAACUUCCGAUCAAUUACAAAAAAGGUUUAUAUUACUGUAUGUGAAUAUGAAGCUGGUGAUCAGGACUCUAAUCUUGCUCUGGAUUCUGCCUUUAACUUUGGAAGAAGACAUCCCUGUCACCUGUCUUUACUCUAGAGAUUGUGUAUUACCCUGCAUGUCCAAAUUCCCUAAUAUCAUUCACUGGUAUAAAGGUAAAGACGCAGUGCACACAUUCUAUGACAAUAAAGACCAGCUGAAGUAUCAGUUCGAGGCCUACAAGGGAAGAACAUCGCUGUUCCCAGAAACUGAAAUCAAAAAUGGAAAUGUAUCACUUAUGCUGAAAAAUAUCAAGAUCCAAGAUGAAGGGAGAUACAGGUGCUACACUGCGAGUGACCAAACAAAUGAGGAGACAUAUGUGGCCAUGUCUGUAUUAGCUCCAGUUAAAUCAGUGGAUAUUACAUUAAGAGAUGAUACAGUCAUCUGCAACACCAGCGGAGUUUAUCCAGAACCAGAUGUGUUGUGGUUCACGGAUCCCCUAGCAAAAGAUCAAUUGAACAAUUACAACACAACAGAUGAAAACCUGUUCACGGUGACCAGUGAAAUUAAAAGAGGCUACAUCAACAAUAACUACACAUAUAACUGCUCAAUAACCAAUAAAGACAGGACAAAGACACACUAUUCAGUCAGUUUAAUACACCGAGAAAUCUCAGUGCGAGAUGAGGUGACUCUGCCUUGUCGAUUCACUAAGGACUUCAACUACAUUCUCACUGUGAAUUUUUCAAUCACUGUUCUGAAAUAUGACAGCCAAACCUUUAAAAAACAAAUCUCUGACCAGUUUGAAGGCAAGGUUGACAUUUUGCCAGAUGGGACAGUCAGACUUCAUAAUCUGAACACAGAACAACAUUUAGGAACCUACAUCUGCGAGAGCAGUACUGCUGAAUCUAGAUAUAUUGUACAUACCGUAAUCAAACAAGAUGCGAGAACACAUACAGCCUUAAUUGUCCUCUCUGUCUUAGCAGUUAUUACAACUGUCAUUAUUUGUGUUGUUGUAAUAUUAAGAAAGAGAAAACAGAGAAAAAAGUAAGGUGAGUCGUAAGGUGACACAUUCAUCUACCAAUGGUAAAAAUAAAACCGAGCUGGAACAAUUGGCUGUGAUCACCCAAAUGAAACAACAGUAACCUGCUGUAUGGCAUCUCAUAAAGUCUAAUGAAGAUGGAUGAACAAACCCUUAUACUCUACAUUAAGAGGAUUGCGAUCAAGGAAUGAAAAAUAAUUCCAGCACAUCAUCUUCAGUAUUUAUUUAGAACUUAGCAAAGAUCUUUAUACUGAAGAUAGGAUUAUAAAAUGUGGACUAGUCAGCUUGGAGACAAAUAAGAGAACUUUGAGGAACAAGUCGUUUUUACUCUUUAGACAAGACAUUUUACUCUUUAAGUGCUGACAUGCCCUGUGUACUUGAUUGACAUCCCAAGCUCUGCCUUCAUUCUCAAACUGAAGAUCUUACAGAUGACUUUAUUGGUAAAGUCAAAUGAACUGAACUUUUCACUGCAAACUUACUAACAUUCAAGAUAAAAAAAAAAAAAAUCUCUCUUUAACUUUUAGGGGCCUUUUUUCCCCAACAGUCAAAAUUUUUAAAUAUUUUACCUCUGUAAGAAAUGGAUAGCUUAGAUUCUAAUCUACAUUCCUUUGUCUCAGCAUGUGACGUAUCAAACAAGUCCAAGAGCAUUCCAUAACCAAUGCAGCCAAACAGCAAAACUAUUAGAUUCUUAAAGAGAACAAAAACAAAGAUUGAUAAAAACCACAGGACGCAGAAACUACUGUACACCAACACAGAAACUAGGAAAAAUUGCUUCAAAGUUUUUUGAUUGUCCAGCCAAAUGUAUUGUACAUACACCUAUGGUAAUGCGUUGAAUAGAUAUGUACAUGAAUCGUCUUUCUCAUGACAGAUCAUAGUCUAAGAAACAUAGUCUAAAAAAACUCAAUUUUGUGCUGUUUUUUUUUUCUUUUUCCAAUAUGCUUUAAAUUGCAAAUUUUUCUAGUGCACAUUUGUACACAAACUGAAUGUUUUUGCACAUACUACUGCUGUCUACAAACAAAUUCAGAACUGUCAAGAACAACUUGUCUUCUCAGUAUUCUACACUUUUUUUUUUAUUAUUGUGGGUCCAUGAAGAAUGUACAGUAAAUACAGAAAAAUAUCAUCUUUAAAAGAUUGACAUUAAAUUACAAUAAAAAAGAAAAAGAAAAAAAAUUCUCCAUCCACAUUCCAUAACAGGGCUUGGUAAAGCACUUUCAAGAAAUGAAACUAUAAAAAACUCUGAGUCAGGUACAGUAGGGACAAUGAUUAAAUGUCAUAAAGUACCUUAUACCUUUGCUAUGAAACUAAGAGACACACCUCCAGUUAUAAAACAACAAAAACAUGGUUAACAACAUAAUCUUAAGAUUAUAUUUCCAAAUAAUAUCAGAAUUAGAUAAUGGAAAAUAAUUAUUCUCUGUUAAAAAGGUUUAGUGGUCUUUGUUGUCAGCAACAAGUAUAGUAAAUUGAUGAUUAUUUUCUUAUUUCAGCCACUGGAAUUUGGUUUGCAGUAAAUUAUUCUAAAAUCUUACGGACAGCUGUGUAGGAGGUAUGAAAAUUCAGAACUAGUGCAGCAUGUCUAGCAUGUUUUAAUAUGAAUUAAAAAUUUGUUACAUCAAUAUGAA